This is a messenger RNA of Papaver somniferum (opium poppy), 971 nucleotides long. RefSeq lists its product as uncharacterized. Lineage: Eukaryota; Viridiplantae; Streptophyta; Magnoliopsida; Ranunculales; Papaveraceae. The record is from RefSeq and is a predicted model, not a curated record. The transcript has 7 exons. The coding region runs from base 98 to 790 and encodes 230 amino acids.
UUUUAUAUUAGAAAAUGAUCUCCCACAGAGAGUUAGAGAAUAAAGAGGAAGAGAAAGGACGAAGGGGAGCUCAGGGUAUCAACAAUUUCAUCUCAGCAUGGAACACCAAGAGAUUGACAACUUACAAGCAGUGGAUACAAACAAAACUGGGGAGACCAAGAAAAAGGAGCCAAGUAUGAAGGCCAGAAUUCAGAGAAAUCAACAUGCAAGAAAGAAUUGGAAGAUCAAAUUGAAGAGAAGAAAGUUGGAACAGAUGGGAGCAAAUGUUGAAGAAGAAAAGGAUCAGAUGGUUCCAAAUGUUAAUAAAAUUGUUUAUAGAGACUUCUCAUUUCUAAAAAAUCUUCUGGAGAGAACUGCUUACAGUGAGGAAAAGGAAGAGAAAAUCAAGUGCUUACAAGAGGAAUCGAAAGAAAACCCAGGGUCUCAUCCUUCUAAUGAGGUUAUUGUGGAGGAAAACCAGCGGACAAUUUCGGAAUUCUGCAAGAAGGAAAAUUUGGUUCUUCCGGCAGAUGAGGUUGGGGGUGAAUCAAGAAGAUCUUCAUCUAUCUCCCAAGAAGAUCUGGAAGAACUAAUGACUUCCGUCAAGAAAGAUCCAUAUCUGAAAUCUAUUAUAGAAGAUAUUGAGACUGGUGGUCCAACUGUAAUGAUGAGGUACUUGAAUGAUUCAGAAAUUACGAAGAAGUUGGCACUAGCUAUGGGUUUUGGAGUUUUAGUAGGGUACAGUGUUAAUUCAGUUGAACGUAAUGCACCAAAUGCUGAUGCAGAAGAUCAAACUGCCAAACAGGCUUGAGGCAAUUGUUCAUUUCUUUUGGCUAAUUCUUUUUCUUGCUUAAUUCUUUUGGCUAUAAUUUGGUACCCAAUAUUGUAUGUAGUUACAUUGUCUCCUUAAUGAUGAUUCAGUGAAGAUCACAGACCUUAGACUCCACUUCCAUAGAAAAAUAAAAGAGAAACACGAAACAGGGGAGGAAGAU